GGCCAGGAUUCAGGAACGCCUCACUCAUAUCGAAACUGAAACAGAACUGCGGUUUAUGAGAGACGGACCAACAGCUGCUGCAGUCAGUCUGUCCGUCUCCUUCAGCCUUCUGGAACUGCUGUCGAGAGGAGCGUGUUCGAUAAGGAAACAUGGCCUCCAUCGGCUUGGUCUGCUUCACGGUCCUCAUCUGCUCGUUCCCCAGUGCUGCAGUCUCUGAUUUUAUUUCAGUGGAUUGCCAUGAAGCCACCGUGGGGCAGUUGGACCGUCCGUCCGUCCUGACGUGCGUCAUCACUUGGGAGGAGGGUAUCACUGAUGUGGUGGUCCGCAGGGUCAAGUGGCAGAAGAAGGGGGAGGACGUUCCGCUGCUGCACUACGGGGAGCCGAUGAUCUCCCGUCCAGGCUACAGCUUCGCCGUGAACCCCUGGACAAACAGGACCAUGAACGUCUCUCUGCUCAUCUCACGCACCACGGUGGCAGACGACGGGGAUUACACCUGCGACGUGGCCUCGGACAGCGGCGUGAGCCAAGGCAGGACGGCCCUCAGAGUGACAGCCAAAUACAGCCAACCAACCGUGGAGUCCAUCCACCAGGGAGCGACUCUGAAGGCUCUCCACUGCGUCUCCGUCGGCGGUUACCCGGCAGGAGAACUCCGCUGGUUCGACGCUGAACGCUACGACUGGACCGGAAGUGCCACAACCGAGAUGACAAAGAUGGACAACGGUCUGUUCAACCUGUCAAGCACGCUGGCCUUGUCGGAGAAAUCCACGUUCCCCAAGUACAUCUGCGCGGUGUUCAACUCCAGCAGACGCAAGGAGGCCGAGGUCAUCUGGGAAAAGGUGGAGGAACUCCCAGAUCACGAUAGAUCCACCAUGAUCCAGUCCUCCAAGGUGGUGGCCCCCCUGGUGGUGAUCGGGUCGCUGAUCGUGGGCUUGCUGGCCCUGCUGGUCUACAGGAGACGGAUCCACCAGAUCCGGAGGCCGUCCACCACACCGCUCAUGGGCCCGAGAAAUGUUCCGACCGAAGACCCGGACGUCGAGGAAGGUGUUCCAGAGGAGGAGGAGGAGGAGGAGAAGGACAACAAGGGCGAAGGCCGAAUGGUCUGAGCGGACGGUGCCGGCGCUGUUUCCUCUACUUCACCUGCCAAUCAAAUCAAGACCAAGGGUGGACUGUUUCUCUCACCACCGAUUUACUGGCACCUCCUAGUCUGCUCUGGCGCUCCUUACCGCCGUACUCUUGAUUAAUGCGCACGCCUAUGUGGUUUCUCAAAGGAACUGUUUAUCUCGCUAUGCUUUGUGGACAAAUACUUUUAAAACCUGGAUGUGAGGACUUGGCCCGAGCGUUUGGGACGAUCGGGGGGGGGGGGAGAGACUUUGGAUCUUUGUCCGUCUCAGCCAGGAACCAGCCUUGGCAGCGCCACCGGGGUUCCUGCUCGCCUCCUCUGUCCCGUCAGUAGUAUUACAAAAACACUGAUUCAGACUCAAGGAAAUGAUGUAAGUUCUUGAUUGUGUGUGUGUGUGUUCACAAACGCUUCACGUUGCUAAUCAUUCAACGCUUGAAUCAAAAGCUCAUAAAGUCCCUCAAUUUUCUGAAGACGUCUAGCGUCGUGGAAUUAUUCAGAGUAACUAAAGCUUGUAGGGAGGAUGGGGAUGUUUCCAACAUCUGGGACCGACUCCAGCGGAGAGAUCGGGAAUCUAAAAGAGCUCACUUGUGAAGCCGAGCCACUAAAUGGUUCACGUGUGCAAGGAAUCUGUCGAGAUGACGAGUUUAUCAUCUCCCAGCUGCAAUAGUUAUGUCAAAAACACAACCGUGAAGUUUCUCUUCAGGUUUUGGGUCUCGUUCUUGCCCGAACCGCUGAGAACAUUUGAGCAGGAUUUCAGAUCCUCUUUAGUUUCUGACCGCUGAGAACCGGAUCACAUGCUGGCAGCUUGUCUUUUAGUGGAAAGUGGUGGAUCAAAGCCAACAAACACUUUCCUUGUUCCUCCUCUUGGUUUGGCGGACGUCCUCGUGUGACUCCCGACAGUCAGUGAUUUUGAACAAUGGUUUUUUUUUACUGGGGUUCUCGAGCUCAUUAAAGUUCGAUAAAAGAGAGCUGUUAAUCUGGAAAACCCUUCGGCCGGCCGUCCGUCCGUCCGUCCGUCCUGGGGUUCCCCUGAAUUAGUCCGGUUCCCCUCAAACCGGCCAUUUUACCUGAGAUAUUCCUGAUGGACCCAGAAGAAAGUGCCCUGGAAGAGGUGCAGGCCCGGUCCGAGAGCCAGAGGCAGAAGAUGUAGCAGAGCGACAACCAGACGAGUCCCGAAGCUGAACGACUAAUUCUGUCGGCUUUGUGGUAAAAACUGGUUGAUCCAAUGUGAUUUUUUUUUUUUUUUUUUUUUUUUUUUUUUUUUUUUUAAAUGUUUUUUUUAAUUGUGGCUCUUGGAAGUCUGAGUCUUAGUUUAAAGCCCGGCCCGUUGGGAUGUUUGGGUCCUGGACCAACGAAGACUGGUGCGAAAAUGCGAAAGUGCGAAAAAGUUAAAUGUUUGGUCGCAGUUCUGCAGCCACGUUGGUUGUUUUGAAUCGUGACAUCGUCGCGCAAAAGCCCGCGCUCGCCGCGCUGCACUUGGUUUGGUACCGGAGUUACCGGACCCACGUCACGAGGAAGUGCAAGGGGAGGACUCUGGACAGGAUGGAUUCAUCUGGACAGAGUAAUAGGAGCAUCAAACAUAUGUAUAUAUUUAAAAUGUUGUAUAAAAAUGUUCACUUAUAACUUUUGUAAAUAAUGUUUAUAGGUGUGAGUAUUUUCCACAUAGGGAAAAGGUCACAAAACCUUGUGUGAAAGCUGAUCUUUUUGUUCAAAUGAUUUUAUUUUUUACUCUCACACACUCGUGUAUACUGUUCGUCUCUGAUCAAAGAUCAAUAAAAUGUUGUCUGAGA
This is a messenger RNA of Cololabis saira (Pacific saury), 2910 nucleotides long. RefSeq lists its product as uncharacterized. Lineage: Eukaryota; Metazoa; Chordata; Actinopteri; Beloniformes; Belonidae. Gene Ontology annotation, cellular component: external side of plasma membrane. Gene Ontology annotation, biological process: cell surface receptor signaling pathway; immune response; negative regulation of T cell proliferation. The record is from RefSeq and is a predicted model, not a curated record. Bases 150 to 1103 code for a protein of 317 amino acids. The transcript has 8 exons.